Molecule: messenger RNA, 2159 nt
Organism: Megalopta genalis
Lineage: Eukaryota; Metazoa; Arthropoda; Insecta; Hymenoptera; Halictidae
Source: RefSeq, a predicted model, not a curated record
AUGCCACGUUUUGUUUCCCCUCUAAGCAAGCAUUUCUAUCCCCUCCACUUUGCUGCACAUCCAAUCCAUAGUAAGCGUUGUCUCAGCAGUAAAUCGUCAGCCAAUCAGAACGACGUUUCGCAAAAAUUGUUCCUAGAACUGGCGAAAACUGUCGGAGAGUUUCCACAUUGCAGGAAAUCGCACAGCAGCCCGACAUUUUUGCCGUUGAAUCUCGACGCCUCGACGUCGACCGGACAAAAUCGUAAGGACAAACGUGUCAACGGAUUGUCAGUUUUUGUCGGAGCUACGGAACAACGGGUACCUAUAAAAGAGCAGGCACACAAGGCUAAUAAAUUAAAAGAUCCGAACUUGCCCAGUCGGCACAGCAAAAAAUACAAGAACUUGUGUAAAUCCAUUUGGUGCUCGAGCAAGAAAAAAUCGGUGUCCGCCGGGCAAAUCUUCUUCAAGAAGGGGGAUACCGUUGUGUUUAAUUUUAAGCACUUAGUAAGUCCGGAACGGAUUGUCGCAGAAUACGCACGCGCCCAUCUUUACGACAAGCCCCGUUUCGUUAAAGUCGACCGCAAAGAAUCGGCGAAAUCGCUGUUGACGACCAACCGCGAAAGAACCGAUUCAGACGUGGAGCAAUACAAGAUAAAACAAUCAUCUACACGCGAGAGGACGCGUUCCACUGAACCAGGAUGGAAGUUAAACAAAUCCACAGAAAGUUCACAAAGAAACAUAAAAAGAGCAACGACAAAGGUGUCGGCGACGCACAAUUUUGUAUACCAGUUCGAUCCGUUCGCGACGUCGAAAGGUUCCUUCAGCGUGAAAGUACCGAAGGGUGGUCAAAAUUCGUCCAAUGUUGGUCAAGGAGAUAAUCCUACGAAAUGUUUAAACCUCGCACAAAGCCACGAACAUUCUGCCACCACGCUACCAAAAUUGCCAUUCCGACGCGGUUUGGCAACAGUCAACGCGGAAAAAGGGGACGUUGCAAGUUCCAAGAAAAAUACUAAUUUGCCUGACAUAGGAUGUCAAGAAACAGAGGCGGAGCAGCGAUUGCCGAGAAGUCGUGGGAAACGGAAUCUCAUCGGCGACAUAGAUCGCGAGGUAGAAAAGGUGAAGUCCGACUGGCAAGCAUUGAGGUCGCACGGCGGCGACUCCAAAAUAAAGACUUUCCUCAGCAAUUCGAAGUCGAAAAAAUUGUACGAGACGCUGGACGACAUGACGCGCGAGUUGGAGCGAAUACAAAAAUCGUACCUGGAUCCGAGAGCGAAUCAGUACCUGCAACGAGGCGCUAUGAAGGUGCUGGAAUCGUCCGAGCCAUCGUUCCAGGAGAAGGCUGACAUGAUCAAAGAAGCGCUGUUCCCGAAAGCAGCACCUUACGCGAAGCCUGCUAACGCGAGGACAGUGGACGAUGUUACGAAAAACGCUCUUCUCCCUCACGGAUCUUACGCAGGCUUGUCCACAGAAAAGUACUCAGCCGGCAGAAGCAUGCUGGGAAUGAAGCAAUGUCGGAAGAGCGUCGCCAGACCGAGCAGCAAGUCGACGCCAAAUUUGAAGAAAGGGAAUUCAUGCGAAGUUCCAGCGAAGUCGCAGAAAUCUGAGAUCGAGGAUUAUCUGGAGGGUUACAUUAGCAGCGCAGAACGAAAUUUCAGGAACGUCGAGUCCGGAUCCAACGACGUGCUUCCGUCCACGGAUGACAUGGCGGAAAUAAUAAAGAAACUGAAUGUACAGUCUUUCGAUAUGUUCGACGCGAUGGACGACGAGGAACCUUUGCCGGAGACUAGGAGAGACAGCAAAGAUGUCAAGGAUAUCAAGGAUGAGAUCUGUACGCGAACUCGGACGCGCGAGAGAGCCGACAACGCGCAAGUUUCGGAGGAUCUUCGUACAGAGAAAUUGUCUCCGCGGGAGAACAAUAAGACGCUGUGUUCCGAUAAUUCGAUUCAAACGGGAGUUCGAGCUGAAAGAACAGUUAAUCCGUUCAUGGAGAUGAGUUUGCAGUCAUUGAACGUUGAUCUGCCCGAAACUGUGCUGUCCCGCGUGCUGCGGUCCGAAUAUCUGCUGAAAGAUGUAUCGUUGAAGCCUAUGUAGAACGAAAUUCAUCGAUAGGAGUACAAGUUGAAUGUAAAAUAUUUUUGGAAAUAACAGUUGCUUCGAAGUUCGACGAGAAUCCCAUUAAA